AUGGGUUCCAGCGCCUCGAAGCCCUCUGCUGCGGCGCCGCAUGUGUGGAAGGGGACCGCCCCGGCUGGUGUGUCGCAGGAUCUUGUCGAGCAGUUGCAGUCUAGCCCCGAGACCGACGUCUCCCGCCAACAGACCCUCGAGCUCCAAGUCCAAGCCCGCGUCGCCGAAGAACUGAAGCGUCUCCGCGCCGCCGAAGCCGCCAAGCUGCAGGACACCCUCACAUCCUCGUCCCAGUCUACCGAGCAGCAGCAGCAGGAGCAACAACAAGAGAACGACGCCGUCAGCAGACAAAAGGUCAACAAGGAAGUCGAGGCCUUGCGCGCCAAGCUCGAGGAGCGCCGCAAGGUGCGCGAGCUGCCCGAGAGCAUGGAGACGGCGCGCAGCGAGGUGGUGCGGUGCCUGCGCGAGAACGACCGCCGGCCGCUGGACUGCUGGAAGGAGGUUGAGGCUUUUAAGGAGGAGGUGCGCAGGCUGGAGAGGGGGUGGGUUGAUAAGGUUGUUGCUUAA
Molecule: messenger RNA, 507 nt
Organism: Sordaria macrospora k-hell
Lineage: Eukaryota; Fungi; Ascomycota; Sordariomycetes; Sordariales; Sordariaceae
Source: RefSeq, a predicted model, not a curated record